AUGGUCGGGGGGUGCGCGGGGGUUGUGGAGCGCGUGGGCCUGUUGGGGCGCGCGGGGCCUCCGGGGCAAGUGUGGCUUGGUGUGCGUGGGGUCCCCGGGGCGCCGGGGCGCCGGGCCGUGUGGGAUGUGGCAGGUUUUGAUCAUGAAGUGAUCUGUGGUUCCCUAAUUGACCAAGAAGAAGAGGACAUCAUAUUUAAUUUUGUGUCAACUGAAAGACUUCCAGAAAAAUAUGUCAUGUUCACCCACCCCAAAAUACAAGGAACUUGUACAGCAAGAGAAGUUCAGAGAGAAUAUCAUUUGGACAUAAUGUUCAGUGUGCUUGAUAUGAAGCUUGUGAUUGACACCUCAUCCAUACUGAUGAUUGUGCUCCCCUUUCAGAUUGCCAAUCAGAAGAUUCCACCAUGUGCUGGCAUCGAUUUUUGCCUUGAAGAUGUUAACCAUAACUCCCAGACAAUGAACAUCUCCAAAACUACAGAAAACGUUAAUUCUUUAAAAUCAAAGUGGAUGAGUUUUAAUUGUUCUCUCUACAAAUCCUACUAUAAAGCACUGAAUAACUAUUCUUCCAACCCUUCACUGGAGUGGUUUUCAAGGCAGAGAUUUGAUGUGGCCAUGGAUGAAGAAUGUUACAUCAUCUACAAUGCUGUGUAUGCUGUGGCCCAUGCCUUCCAUGAAAUGAUUCUUCAACAAGUAGAUUCUCAGAGGAUAGGAAAUGAGUUUAUGAAAAGUGGUUCAUGCACUCAUGUACAGUGUCUUAAAGUACAUGCUUUUCUGAAGAACAUGCACUUUAUUAGCCCUAUUGGAGAUGUAGUGAAUAUGAACCAGAAAGGACAAGAAAAUGAUGAGUAUGACGUCCUCAACGUUUGGAAUUUCCCCCAUGGUAUUGAUCUGAAGAUGAAAAUAGGACAGUCCCCACAUUUUCAACAUGGUCAGCAGUUGUAUUUAUUUGAAAACAUGGCACAGUGGGCCACAGGAAGGAGACAGAUCCUGCCUUCAGUGUGCAGUGUGCCGUGCCCUCCUGGGUUCAGGAAAUCCUGUCAGGAGGGACAAGCAGCCUGCUGCUUUGAUUGCUACCGGUGCCCAAAAAAUGAGAUUUCCAAUGAGAAAGCAGUGUGUGAGUGUGUGAAGUGUCCAGGUGAUCAGUAUGCCAAUGUAGAGCAAAACCAUUGCCUGCAGAAAUCUGUGACAUAUCUGGCUUAUGAAGACCCCUCGGGGAUCACUGUAGCCUGUCUAGCCCUGGGUUUCUCAGCACUCCCAUGUCUUGUCCUUGGGGUGUUUUAGAAGCACCAAGACACUCCCAUUGUGAAGGCCAAUAACUGCACCCUCAGCUACAUCCUGCUCAUCUCCCUCAAAUGCUGUUUCCUCUGCUCCUUGAUCUUCAUUGGACAUCAGAACACUGUUACAUGCAUCCUGCAGCAGAUCACAUUUGGAGUUCUCUUCACUGUGGCUGUCUCAACUUUCUUUGCCAAAACAGUUACUGUGGUCCUGGCCUUCAAGGUCACCACACCAGGAAGAAGGAUAAGGUGUCUGCUGGUGUCAGGGGUACCUAACUUUAUCAUUCCCACCUUCACCCUGAUCCAACUUAUUCUCUGUGCAGUGUGGCUGGGGUCCUCUACUCCCUUUAUUGACAUAGAUGCACACUCUGAAUAUGAGCACAUCAUCAUUGUCUGCAACAAGGGCUCAGUCACUGCCUUCUACUGCGUCCUGGGAUACCUGGGAUCUCUAGCCAUAGUGAGGUUCACUGUGGCUUUCUUGUUCAGGAACCUGCCUAACAUUUUCAAUGAAGCCAAGUUCCUGAUCUUCAGCAUGCAUGUGUUCUGCAGUGUGUGGGUCACCUUCCUCCCUGUCUACCAAAGCAGCCAAGGGAAAUUCAUGGUGGCUGUGGAAGUCUUUUAAAUCUUGGCUUACAGUGCUGGGCUAUUGGGCUGCAUUUUUGUCCCUAUGUGCUACAUUAUUUUACUAAGACCAGACAGAAUUACUCUUCAAAAGAUCAGGGAUAAAACCAAUUCUUGA
Messenger RNA from Jaculus jaculus (lesser Egyptian jerboa), 2010 nucleotides. RefSeq names its product vomeronasal type-2 receptor 116-like. The record is from RefSeq and is a predicted model, not a curated record. Gene Ontology annotation, biological process: G protein-coupled receptor signaling pathway. Gene Ontology annotation, cellular component: membrane. Gene Ontology annotation, molecular function: G protein-coupled receptor activity. NCBI's taxonomy places the organism in Eukaryota, Metazoa, Chordata, Mammalia, Rodentia, Dipodidae.